AUGGGCUUCAAAAAGGGCUUCGGGUCGACCGCGGCGUUGGGACGGUCGGUCGGGACGAUCGGCCGGACAUCGGGUCGUGGCCGAGUCGGAACGGUCGGGGUCGGACGGAUUCGUGGUCGGCCGUGUGGUCGGACGGAUGAAGAUUGGCCGAUGAAAUUCUCGGCCGGACGCGGGACGUUUUUCCCGGCUCGGACGGAUGCAUCGGCCGUGGUACGCGAGAGGUUGCGCGGCCGCGAGGCUUGUUCCCGGCUCGCGCGCUUUGGUCGUGCGCGGCGUGGCGUGAGGUUGUGCUUGGCCGACCGCGGGACAGUUUCCCGGGUCGUGAUGCGGCCGAACGGUUUGGAACUUUGGCCGAGACUUCAGACGGACGGACGAGAUUUGGCCGAGCGUGAAACAUUCGUUUCUCGGCCAGCCGGACUGCGCGGUUGGGCGCUGAUUCUCGAUAGAGCCGUCUGGACAGUCUUCACUCUUUUGGUUGUAACUCCUUUUCUACUCAUCCAAAUUAGGCCAUUCCAGUUGCGUUGGAAAGUUAACUCAAUCAGAGCACGCAGGGAACUGGUCUUGAUGAAAUCCAUUGAGUAG
This is a messenger RNA of Microthlaspi erraticum, 582 nucleotides long. Lineage: Eukaryota; Viridiplantae; Streptophyta; Magnoliopsida; Brassicales; Brassicaceae. The record is from the annotation of a GenBank genome assembly.